Molecule: messenger RNA, 2496 nt
Organism: Daphnia pulex (common water flea)
Lineage: Eukaryota; Metazoa; Arthropoda; Branchiopoda; Diplostraca; Daphniidae
Gene: qsm
Exons: 9
Coding region: 1102-2340 (412 amino acids)
Source: RefSeq, a predicted model, not a curated record
AUCUAUUGAUUAGUUACGUACACACACUCUAGCCGUUUGGGGCUUGAUUCUUAUUUAUAAUUUAGACACGCCAAGGAUAAACGUUUAUCUUUACGUGUUGAGCCAGUAUAGUGUGUGUGUGUGCAAGGAUUAGAAUAUCGACGCCAUUUACACACACGUGUUGGUAUAUCUGUUCGUUUCGACACACACACACGCCAACAUAAAUGGUUCCGAGUUCUAUUUUGGCCACAUAGCUUUUUAAAAAAAACGUUCAAACAGGUGAUGGCAACACCGGGCUGACGUCAAACAAAAAAAUAUGACGCAAGUUUCGUUUAAAGGUGGUUGCCCAUGACAACCGUCGAGAGUGAUAAUCAAGUUUAUUUUGUUAUUUUCAAACAACAACAAAACACCUGAAAUAUAUGUCGUCAUAUUUAAUUUCAAGUUUCAACCACCACCAAGCCAAAAAAGUGACCAGGUACAACGUCGUCACGUCCCCCUAGUCACGCGGCCAUAAGAUGUCGUGUGGGCCUCCAAAAGAAUAUUCACGGCGACCGCCAUAUUGUUUUCCAAUUGAAAAAUCAAAAGGUGGAGAGAAAAGAUCAACAUUUUAUUUCACGUAAAAUCAAGAUUUGAAAAAACGACAUGAAGAUUUCAAAAAUUCCCCCCUCCUUAUUUAAGAAUGGUAAGACGACACAAAAGAGAAAAAGGAAAAUAAAAAGUGGUGGGGAAUAUAAGAAGAAAUCGCCCCGAGGAUAUACACCUUUUCUUACGUGUGUUGCUGGCUGGCACACGGCCCGUGCAACACUUGUUAAACGACCGGGGGUCUUGGCUGCUGGCUGCUGGCUGCUGGAGGAAUAUAUAAAGAAUGAAAAGAGGGAAAUGAAAGAAGAAGAAAAACCACCAACCACCACCUGAACAGGUUUUUUUUCCUUUUAUUUUUCCUCCUUCUUUCGUUCGACAAAGACGGGAGGGGAGGAUUUGUAUUCAGUCAGUGACGGAGCCAACUUUCCAACAGUCACAAGCUCCACACCGUCUUCUCUUAUAUUCUCUCUCUACCACUGGUUUAUUUUCCAAUCUUGUGUCAGAAAAGGCAAGACAAAAACAAGAACACAAACAACCAUCAUGGCUGCGCCAACGUGGAUGGUUUUAUUCGUCUUCUCAGCUCUUCUCUGUCUACACAUUUCCGCCAACAAAGUGUCAGGUGUGCAGCACAAAGUCAAAUGCGACACGGCCGAAAUGACAGUCGAAAUGGUCCUGCCCGACACCGUCACCGACGUCUACCUGGAAGGCAUGAAAGAAUACGGCAAAGAUAUCGGUUGCCAACCGAUGAUGGAAGGCAAUACGGCUUCCUUCCGCCUAUCCAUCGCCCAAUUCUACCGCUGCGGAAUGACCAAAGUCGUCGACCAGACGAAUGGCCAUCGGGUCUACUACCACCGGAUCGUGGUCGAAAGUGAAUCACUCGAGAAGGAAUCCAUCGUCGUCAAGUGCGGAUGGAUGCCGCAUCAUCCGGAACGUCACCGAGCCAAACGUCAAGGUGAACUGUCCCCCGACUUUCAAGAAGACGAAGAGUAUGACAUCACGGUGAUCGAAGGACGGGCGCCCGAACCUAUUUUGGGCAUUGCCGUCCGCCAGAACGGCCAAUUGGUCGGCUCCGAUUUAAACGUCCAGCCGGGCACCCUCCUCCAGAUGGAAGUUUUCCUGGACCCCAACAGCACGUCGACUUACGGCCUUAGAGUCUCUUACAUGGACGUCACAGAUCGACGCACCAAAGAAGAGACCAUCAUUCUCAACGGGUGUUCGGUGGAUCCUUAUCUUUUCGAGAAUUUCAACACGGUCGAUGGCGAUACAUUGACGGCCCGAUUCAGGGCCUUUAAAUUCCCCGAGACCAAUUACGUUCUCUUCCGGGGAACUAUCGAUGUCUGUCUCGACCGUUGCUCAGGGGUCGAGUGCAGCAACGACCAGUUGGCUUUCGGUCGUAAACGACGAGCCGCUUCACCAACCACAGCAGCGGCCGGCAGCAGCAAGUUGGACCGGACUGACCGAGUCUUUGAAGUUUCUAUGACUACGCUGGUCAAAUUUGACUCUGAAACUGGACUCCAAAAAGAUGUUUUGGAAUCGGCCCAGGCCAAAGGAGUCGACACGGUGGAACAGCCCAUCCAAGCCCAGCAAUCUCAAUCGGUUCUCAACGAGUCUGAACCUUCGUUGAAAGCUACUGCUCCUCAGCAGCCCUCACACAAGACCGAUCCUCAACCGGAACCGGAGCCAGCAGCAUCCGCCGAACCUAAAAAUGCUUCGCUGGCCGUCCAGAUGAACUAUUACUGGAUUGCUGUCGCCUUAUUGGCAGGCCUACUGUACAACUAAUAAACUAAUUCAACAAUUUUUUAAAUAGGGGGACUAAAAAAAACUAAAAUUAACCCGCCUAACUCAAAUUUUUCUGUGUGUAAUAUCCGACAUGAUUUGUUUUCCCACGGAGUUGUGCAAUCUUUGUACUAUUGAGACGAUUAAAAAAUAUUAAAA